Perkinsus marinus ATCC 50983 is the source of this 1749-nucleotide messenger RNA. RefSeq lists its product as hypothetical. Lineage: Eukaryota; Perkinsozoa; Perkinsida; Perkinsidae. The transcript has a single exon. The coding region runs from base 1 to 1749 and encodes 582 amino acids. The record is from RefSeq and is a predicted model, not a curated record.
AUGGGAGCUAAACUAACUCGCCCUUGGUAUGUUCUCGAAGCCGAGCUUGAUGACGCCGCCGUCAGCGACUUUGUCUCGACCUUGUCCCCGAGGGGUGCGACCUUUGUUUCUAGGCUCCGCCUGAAGGAACCUCAUCGUGCUGAUUAUUAUCUCGAUGAAGUCCGUAAGGCCCUUGUGGACUCGACCUUACCCGACGCUAGAGCUGAGCACAAGGAACUUGGUCGCAGGCUAGAAGAGUUCGCUAGAGAUGAGGGCGUGGCCUGCCCUUCGUUUCUACAAAACCUUCGCCGUAUCGUCGAGCCCCCUAACGACAUGUCGGAAGACGCUGACUCUGCCAUCGACGCUGUUUCGGUUAUGAGCAGUCUACACGAGAUUCCCGAGAGUGACUCUGACGACCUCCCCGAAGAGCCCGUCUCACCGCAGCCCCUUCCCGUUAGACCUUUGUCAGCUACGGCUACGGCUACUGCUAAGGCCCCGCCUACUACCGCUACUAAUGGUCGUGGAGGUAGUGUGGCUGCUGGGAUUACUCAUAGGUAUGGCCCUUGGGAUUGGUCUAGGUCUGCUACGCCGUCUCGUGUUAACCUUCGUCCCCGUAAUGCCCGUGCUGGUAUGUCUACACCGGGAGGCCUUCGUACUCCUCCGGUGACCCCAGGUUGGCCGCCGUCCUCUACUCCGGCACCUUUGGAUUGGCGUUCUGCUUCAAGGAGUUUCCCUAAGGCUUCGCUUGGACCUUUGGGUUCCUCUUCGUCCCGUAUGAUGCCUCCGAGACCUGGUACAGUUUGGUCUACAUCGACGCCUACUUCAAGACCUUCGACAUCCUCUACUUCUGUUAACAACUUACAGGUGACCUUUUCUGUUCGUAAUGACUACGAUUACGCUCACUUGGUGCCUAAGUAUGUUGAGAGAAGGACUCAUCAUGAUCGCUAUGCUUGGGUCUGGGACUAUUGUCGAAGCGAAUCUUAUGGUCCUGGUCGCGAGUGGCGCCGUUACUUGGCUGCUCAGCGUCAGACCUUAGGUGAAACAUGUUUCGAGGCCCUUAACGGACCUUGGAUUAUUGACCAUGCUGUGAUGGCUGGACUGGUCCACGACGACUUCAUCCACCGACCUUUGGUUGGCAAUGUGUUACUGUGUCAUGGCAUCCUCAACUCCUGCGGUGGAGAUGAUGGCCUUUGGUUACCUUCGGCUUCCGCUCUAUUGAGGUAUUGCUACGAGUGUGGUGCCUAUCCGCACUUGGUGACCUACCACACCAGACACGGCCGACCUUCGGGAAGUACUAUGAAUAGUUGUAAUUUGUUCUUUUGUUGUCGUCGCCAUUGUGAGGACGCGCUACAACGUCUCUUAAGAGCUGGCUUUACCUUCGGCUUUAGACCUUCAGGCUAUCUGUUCUUCGCCCGAAGCGAGAAGGCCUUUGUCAGUCCUUUUAGAGAUGAGCACGGUGGUUUUAGUGGUUUGACCAUUGAGGAAGGACGACUAUGUUUUCUCUUGGCUCAUACUCGCCUAAUGAACCUUCGGUCUGGUAUUCCGUUAAGCACUUUCAAGGUUUACGAUAACGAGUGGAUUACUACAACCUUGGAGCAAAUUGACGCUGCUAGGGAGUGCCCUUCCACUAAGACCUUGGCUUCUCGAUUUGCUGACCUAGGUGAAGUCACGGAUGACGCUCUUAGUGCAGUUCUUGGUAUGGUUCGAGACUACAGUAUCACUGUUGGUGCUUUGGAAAGGACCUUUGCCGAGAGAAGACGUUCUCUGUGA